Phalaenopsis equestris is the source of this 1302-nucleotide messenger RNA. RefSeq names its product EID1-like F-box protein 2. Gene Ontology annotation, molecular function: protein binding. The record is from RefSeq and is a predicted model, not a curated record. Bases 459 to 1199 code for a protein of 246 amino acids. The transcript has 4 exons. Lineage: Eukaryota; Viridiplantae; Streptophyta; Magnoliopsida; Asparagales; Orchidaceae.
UCAGCCUAUGUCAUAUUGAUUAUUAUAACUUGGUGAUGCCGCCACCCAACUCAGUCAUGCAGCCCAUUUCCGUUCUUUGGAUUCUAGCAGUGGAUUCCUCGCUUCUUCCGCCUCCUUCCCGAUCCAACACAAUUGGAUCUCCGGCAGAAGAUUGAAGAGGAUAAGAAGCACCGCCUCACCGAAGUUGUUGAUGUGGUCGGCAACGCCUGCAGAGUUUCCCGCUUUCUCUUCAUUUCUCGAGAUGACGACGUGCCCGAAGUCAUCGUAUCGAUCUCGUUAAAAUCACUACUGAAUCCUCGGUGCCUUGCUUGGAUGAGGAAGGGGGAUUAGUGUUGCAAGGAAACGAGAUUGCUGCCAUCGGGAAGGUGCGAGAUAAUAAUGGUGGAUGAGAUUGAAGAUAAUUUGAAGGUGCAAAAAAGAUAGUUCAUCCGCUGUCAUCUGUUUUAUUUAUUUUUGUGAUGAAGCAGUACCGCUGCAUCCACUCAGCAAUCUGUAUAUGCACUAAACGCCAUCUAAGUGAGGAUGCUAUAUUUCUUAUAUUUCAGCACCUCAACUGGAAUCCUAGAUUAAUUGCAGUAAUUUCUUGUGUUUGCAAAUGGUUUGAUGAUAUUGCCAAACGAGUGCUAUGGAAGGAGUUCUGUCGAAGCCGAGCUCCAAAGAUGAUGUUAGAUUUGCAAUCUAGUGGUAGUCAAACUGGGUAUGGGAACUGGAAAGCGCUUGCCAAACUUCUAACAUAUUGUUCUGGAUGCAGCAAAAAGGGUCUGUUUAAUAGCAUGCAUAUCCCAAGUCACUUUGUCCAUCAAACACGUUUUUCAAGGACAUCAGGCCAAAGCUUUCUCAUUCCACAGUGUAGAACAGAUGUCCUGUAUGUCUCAGACCCUUGUGAGCAUAUUGAUCAGGCAGAGGAUUGUGAUGUGGGGUUUUUUCGUGGUGUCUUCAAGUCAUUUUUUGUCUCAAAGGUCAGGAAGAUGUUGGUUGACAGGGGAGCUAAAUUCGAUCCAACUGAGGCUUGUCCAUAUUGUAAAGCAAAGAUGUGGAGCAUGCUACAGGCAAAAAUGAUACCCAAGAGUGCGGGCAGCAGAUUGGGUUCUUAUGAUGAUUGCAUAGAUUAUUAUGUGUGCUUGAAUGGACAUCUACUUGGCAGGUGCACACUGUUACCCCUAUCCUCCGAUUCUGAAGGGACUUGUGAAGUAGAGUGAUCUUUGGAACUCUUUGGAACUUUUUUAGAGGGUAAUACACCUAAAUUUCAAAUUUCACAUAUGCCUCCUAUUUGUGCUUGAAAAGGUGUAUUUCACUUUUUAA